Rhopalosiphum maidis (corn leaf aphid) is the source of this 4870-nucleotide messenger RNA. RefSeq lists its product as uncharacterized. The record is from RefSeq and is a predicted model, not a curated record. Gene Ontology annotation, molecular function: guanyl-nucleotide exchange factor activity; GTPase activator activity. Gene Ontology annotation, biological process: regulation of Rho protein signal transduction; signal transduction. NCBI's taxonomy places the organism in Eukaryota, Metazoa, Arthropoda, Insecta, Hemiptera, Aphididae.
GUAAAUUGUAUUCGCGGAGGCACGUGCGCAUUUCGUUUUCGAGGUCCGUUCGCGAUCGCGAUCACUCGACAUCGGGUAUUAGCGUCGUGUAUGUGAGACUGCGUUCGUUUGUGCAGUUUCCGCGUUAAUUUCCCGCGUCGACGGGAGCGAGCGCCUCCGGUGCAACAGCCAUGGAGGACUCGUGUCCCGUGAGCAAUGCCGCGCAACAGGCUGAGGCGCAGCGGUUCCGGAAACAGUCGAAGAAAAUCGGCCGAAAAUUGUCCCGUCGACUGUCGCUUAUUACCAAAGUGCCAAACAUAUUUAAUGUUAAGUUCGCCGGGGCAGAAAGUCCGUCAACGCCGCACAAAAUCGCGCAUGGCGUCUCCGCGGCUACCGUCGACGACGAUGUCAUGCAGGCGCACGAGAUCACCGUUAUCGCGCCUGACAAGACUCAACGAUUGAUGACGGGAUGUAGUGAUCAGACGAUUAAGCAAUUGCUGGCCGGUUUGGUAUUCGAAUUCAGCUUGGAACAACCUGGCUAUUAUCUGGGCGGGUCAUUAGCUGAAAUCGACGAAAAUUGCACUAUUGGUUUCCUAGUAGGAGACAUUGUAAUCGUACAAGAAGAUCAAUUCCAUUCGGAUCAAAAGCACGAAAACGAUGGAAGAUAUUGUCUUACUGAGAAGUUCAUUUACGAUGAGAUAGCAUAUAUUACAUGCCUAAAAUCUGCCAAAGAAUUAUACGGAGAACCGUUGCGUAGAAAAAUCUUGUCCAUCGAAGAAUAUGAUUUAAUAUUUGAAAAAUUAUUGAAAAUAGCUGAGAAAUGCAGUGAAGUCGUUAAAGAAUUACAAUCUGAUAUGGAAAAUUGGGAUCCAGUAAUUGCACAAAUAGGUAGCUUAUUUAGUACUAAUUUCUGGGAUCAUUAUAAUGAUUAUCAAGACGUUCACCGACAUGCUAAAGAGUUGUUGCGCGAAAAGUCAGUGUUGGAUGAGGAUUUCGUAGCGUUUUGCGUGCAAAGGAAAGGAGCAGCCAAACACUCCUUGCGGCACAUAAUCGAUUUUCCGGUACAGAGACUGACUCAAUACGAAACGUAUUUCCAAAGUUUAUUGGACGAGACCAGACCGGAACAUGGAAGAGGCGCCGAAUACCACGAUCUGUGUAUGGCGAACAGCGCCGUCAAACAAACAGUAAAACGUAUUCACGAACAAAGCGAUUUAGAACGAAUUCAAGAUGUUUUUCCAAGCGAUUUCCUCAGAUUGUACGACAAAGAAGCCCUCACAAUGAAGAUGAAAGGAUUAAUUCGGAAGAGAGGAGGAACCGGUACAGCUGCUCUGCGGAGAGCCCUAUCGUCGAAAUCUCUGCGAUCGGAGUCACCUCCUUCAACUCCCAACAAAAUCCAAAACGAUAGCCCGAGGAAGUUUAUAAUGGAAACUCCUGUUCAAUUCGUUAAUGGUGUGCACUGUCAAGAACGUCAUUUAUUUUUAUUCAAUGACCUCUUGCUGGUGGCCAAAGCGAAAUCCGGUAGUAACUUUAAACUUAAGGACAAGGUCAGGAUAUCAGAGAUUUGGCUCAACGAAUCGCCGGCUGUAAUCGACGAAGUUGCCGAAAUUCCCAAGUCUUCGGACACGUCUUUCGUCAUCGGAUGGCCGACUACCAACUAUGUAGCAGUGUUUAGCACCCAAGCAACCAGAAACUUGUGGUGGUCGAAACUAGCUGAAGAAUCGCAAGAAGAAAUACGCAAAGAUCCUCCGACUACCAACGUCCAAGUAUUUUAUCAAGAUCUCAACACUGGCAUAGAAUACUGUAAGACGUUUGCCAUCGGACCGGACGAGAGUGCUAAAGACUGCGUAAAAAUCGCAUUGGAUCACUUGGAGAUGAGAGACGCGGACCCGAGUCAGUAUCAGCUGUGGGCCAAGACGCCACGUGAAGAGCCGCCGUAUCCACUGUUUGGUCACGAGAAACCGUAUUCCGUCAAGUUGAGCUGUCUGCGGGACGGACUUAGCGCUGAGGAAGGGUUUGACUUGGACCACUGCAACAACGUGCACGACCCGUUGGCCAGGUGUCAUUUCAUUUUGAGGAGUGUAAAAGCUCAAGAAAACGAAACGAACAAAAAGACGCCGAAAAAGUCUUCUAGUCGUAUGAAAAUUGGCCAGGUGUUUAAGAAAACUCCAACCAAAGAUAAUGGAGGCAAUUUGUUCGGUGUACCUCUGAAUAGAAUUUGUGACGGAGAAAACCUUCCUAAGCCAGUCAUGGGCAUGUUACACCAAAUAUUCUCAAAAGGACCAUUUACUCAAGGUAUAUUUAGAAAGUCUGCAAACGCUCGUUUAGUCCGCGAACUUCGCGAGAAAAUGGACGUUUGUGAGGACGUUUGUCUGGAAAACGUUCCUGUGCUGGUUACCGCAGCCCUGUUCAAAGACAUGCUACGCUCGUUGCCCGAUCCUUUACUGUGCACCAGCCUGUUCCCGAAAUGGCGAUCAGCUCUGGACUGUUCCAACCUGCCCACGAAACUUUUUAGAAUCAAAACGAUUAUCGAUCAGUUGCCCAAACCCAAUUAUCAUCUGCUGUGCCACUUCCUGUGCGUACUCUACCACAUAUCUCGGCGAUCCACGCACAACCUCAUGUCGGCCGCCAACUUGGGUGUGUGCGUUGGACCGUCCCUUUUGUGGUCCGAUUCGCCGGCCAUGUGUCCGACCGAAGACUUACGUACCGUACCCGCACUGGUCGAGAUACUCAUCACCCACUGCGAGUUGCUGUGCGGGCCACACGUGCCGAACCUUUUGGGCGACCCUCGGGAUUCUGGCACCGAAGAAUCUGACUCCAUGAGACGGGACGAUAGUUCUAUAGACAGCCUGGAAGUGAGCCCGCCACCCAGGAAGGAUCAGAUAUCGUUGAGCCGGGACUCUGGACUGACGAUGUCUGACUCGCAGUUGUACACGCCGGACGAGGAGGAGAGCGGAUCGACCAGUUCGAGCGGAUAUGACCCGGCGUUUGACCAAGCGCAUUCAGCCAAAACAGCCAUGUCCGCCACUGCUGUUCCGUCGAUGCCGGGCGAGUACGUGCGUGUCUACCCGGGUUGGGAGGAGCGGAAAAACGCCAACUUCCAGCGGCAAGCCUGGUUCCGGCAACGAUCCAAGCGUUUAACAGCCGCGGCCAGCAAGGAAGCGGUUCGUCGAAGCGCUUCUGAAGAGUCUGUAUUGGAUGGAAACGUGCCUCCGCCCACGCCACCCCGUCGCAGCAAGCCCAUCCAAAUGAACGGCAACAACAACAACAACAACCGGAUAUCCCUAGGCCCGCAACAAGAUCAAUACCGAAAAAUGACCGCGGCCGACUACUACGACGUAGUGGUCAAGUCGGAAGUGGUGGUCGAUUCGCUGCACCCAAACAACUACAAUACGGAACUGACCAUCAAACCCGUACUGCAGCCGGCGGUGACGUACCGAAAGGACGAGUCGCAGUCGGCUGCGCCCGUAGUCGUCGCCCGGAGGUCGGCCGAGGCGAUGGACCGCAGACGAUAUCUUCAGCAACAGCAACCGCACCACCAGCAACAGUUGACGGCGGCGGCGACCACCGGCACCGCCACCGCUACCACCACCACCACCACCUCCACCACCACCUCGUCCGUCAACACCUCCGCCAUAAAUGUCGUCGCCACCGCCACUCCGGCGGAGAACUGUUGCGACGGCGAAAACGAAGAGGACUCGAGCACGCUGUCCGACGAAGACUGUACGCCACACGUGUCCCGGAGCAACAGCCGCGGAAACGAGGUGGCCACCGACUCGCUGAAGCUCAGGCAACACCAGCCGCUUCAGACGCCGGUCGCGCACGCGGACGGCACUGUCCGGCUCCGCGGCCGGUUGAAGCGCAAGGAGGAGAAGGCAGCCGUGGCCGCGGCCAGGUCCCGGUCCUUGCCACCGCCUCCGCCGUAUCGGCCACCACCGCCGGCCAACCGCCGCGCGCCCAUCACCUCGUAUUACCUGGGUGAGUGCAGUCAGGCACAGCAGCAGCGAUUCGUCGUCACCAGGACGUACGCCGACGAGGAGUCUUACGUCUGAUGAUGUGCGCGGGUAUACGCGUAUUCUCGGCCCUCCCUUUUUGGAAUCGACAUUCGACGAUAGAUAUUAUUUUCAUGUGUGCGUCUCGAUAUGUCUCUGCCACAUUCCCUCCCCCCACCAACCGCCCCGCCAUCCCUAUCCAGAGUUGCAGUAUUUGUUGGCCAAUGCGAUUUGUAUAUAUUAUUAUUAUUAUUAUUAUUAUUAAUUAUUAUUUUUAUUUUAUUAUUAUAAUAUAUACACUUGACAAUAUAAAAGUAUAAAACUACUUAAGUUACCUGUCAACUUGAAAACAAAGAUGGGCGCAUGGAUGAUGCUAUUGCUGUUUUUUUUACAAUAAAAUGUUCCUGAUCGAUAUACAUUAUUAUUAUUAUUUUAUUUUAAGUCCAUACGAGCUUGAGUAUUUUUUUUUUUUUUCAUUGUCCAGUACUGAAAGUACAUUAUUUUUAAUUUCAUUUUUUUUUUUUUUAUAUAUAUUAUAUACAUUUAUACGUAUGAUAACUGAAAUGUUUUCAAAAUGCUCAUUGAAAUGAUCAAAUAAUCUAAUGUUAAGAAUUUCACAAGUACAAAUAUCGUCGUAUCCAGACACCAAAUACCAGUGUCGUCAAACUAUGAUAACAUAUUAUGUUAAUACCUUCAAAAUGUCAAAAUUAAACAUUCUAUACUUAUUACUAUGUUUAAGUAGAUUAUAAUAACAUUCUGAAGCACUGUGAUUUAAGUUAUGUACAGUACCGUAUUAUUAUAAAGUAAUAAUUUAUAAUUCGAUUUAAUAAUUUAUCUUAUUGCAUAAGACUAAAAAAAAAAUGUAUUGCACACUAUACCGAAGUAACAAUUAGUUUUUUUAU